UGAAAGUGAUUGGAGUCCUCACAUUGCCUCUUCUGAUUGGUUGUCCCUGAGUAUCACAUGUUUAGGGCAUCCUUAAAAUGAAGUGAUUGAGCACCUAUAUUUCAUAGAAGUUUCUGGUUUUAGAAGGUUUUAGUUUCCUUUUUGCUUAGUCAUCCUUCCAGUUACAUUUUCUAUCAUGUGUGAGUCAUUUUUAGGAAGCUGGAAACUCAUUUCUAGUGAAAACUUUGAGAGCUAUAUGAAAGAAUUGGGAGUGGGUUUUGCUACUAGGAAGCUUGGCAGCCUGGCCAAGCCGAGUGUGAUUAUCAGUACUAACAAUGACAUAAUAACCAUCAAAACAGAGAGCUCCUUUAAAAACACUGAGAUCUCCUUCAAGCUGGGGGAAGAGUUUGAAGAAACCACAGCAGAUGACAGGAAAACCAAGAGCAUUAUCACCUUGGACAAUGGCUCUUUGAUUCAUGUGCAGAAGUGGGAUGGCAAAGAGACGACAAUAAAGAGAAAACUGGUGGAUGCUAAGCUUGUGGUGGAAUGCACCAUGAAUAAUGUCACCAGCACAAGAGUCUAUGAGAGGGCCUGAGGAAUUCCCAUCUCCAUGUUGGAUCAGAACUUGCUGUUAAGAAUCUGUUCAAUGACGACUGCACAACACUGCUGUCCAAUUCUGCAAGUUUCUUCAAUCACUUUGAGAUACAAGCAUAUUCCUAGUAAAGUUGUAACUAAUCUGCAGUCAGUGACUGUGGCUAUUAAAUAAAACAUUUCUGAGCAUAUA
Chelonia mydas (Green sea turtle) is the source of this 763-nucleotide messenger RNA. RefSeq names its product fatty acid-binding protein, adipocyte-like. The record is from RefSeq and is a predicted model, not a curated record. Gene Ontology annotation, biological process: fatty acid transport. The transcript has 4 exons. Gene Ontology annotation, cellular component: cytosol; nucleus. Gene Ontology annotation, molecular function: fatty acid binding. Bases 176 to 574 code for a protein of 132 amino acids. NCBI's taxonomy places the organism in Eukaryota, Metazoa, Chordata, Testudines, Cheloniidae.